Messenger RNA from Cornus florida, 3365 nucleotides. RefSeq names its product LRR receptor-like serine/threonine-protein kinase GSO1. Gene Ontology annotation, biological process: protein phosphorylation. The transcript is spliced from 2 exons. NCBI's taxonomy places the organism in Eukaryota, Viridiplantae, Streptophyta, Magnoliopsida, Cornales, Cornaceae. The record is from RefSeq and is a predicted model, not a curated record. Gene Ontology annotation, molecular function: protein kinase activity; protein binding; ATP binding. The coding region runs from base 274 to 3129 and encodes 951 amino acids.
GACACUAACCAUUUUCCUUCAUUCUUUUAUCUUUCCCACAAAUUUCCUGCCUUCCCCAUGGCAUUGGCAAUCCCCCCAAUCUCUCUCUCUCUCUAAAACUCUCCCUCUUUCUCUCUCCUCCUCCCUUCUAUUCCCUCUCCUCCUCAAUCUGUUCCUCUGUCUUUUUGUCUGCCCACCUGAAACAAAUAGAAUAUAUCUAUUUCUGAUACAUAUAUAAUACUACUUUAUACAAUAAAAAUUGCAGUUGUAGAUUACUUUGGAGGGAAAGCUAAGAUGAUCAGGUAUGUACCCAUUAACUCUCUCCUCAUGUUCUUGUCAAUUGUUCAAUUGGUGUUCUCUCAAUUGCCUCCAACCCAGAUAAACACCAUGCUCAAACUCUCUGAGCUUCUCAAAAACAACUCAUCUCCUGAUUUUCCCUGGAAAAUCAAUUCAAAUUCAGACCCAUGUUUGUGGAAGGGGGUUUCGUGCGGUCCCAACAACUCCUCCAUCACCCAACUUUCUAUCUCUGGUUUUUCUCUUUCUGGCUCUGAUUUUUGGCCUGUUCUUUGCCAAAUUGAUACCUUGCAGUCUAUUGAUCUGUCCAACAACCAUUUGAAUGAAAUUCCAAAUGGGUUCAUUACAGGUUGUGGACAGAUUGGUGGGUUAAUGGUGUUGAAUUUUAGUAGAAACAAAUUGAGUGGUCGUUUGCCCACUUUUCAAGGUUUUGGUGUGUUGGAAUUCUUGGACUUGUCUCAUAAUUCUUUGAAUGGAAAGAUUGAUUUACAGUUUGAUGGAUUGGUUGGUCUCAAAAGUUUGAACCUUAGCUACAACCAAUUCAGUGGUUCUGUUCCAGUAAAGCUUGGACAGUCCAUGGUUUUGGAGGAGCUUCAGCUUUCUGUGAAUAAUUUCUCUGGUAAUAUCCCCAUAGAAAUAUCAAGUUAUAGGAAUUUGAGUCUGGUUGAUCUGAGUGCAAAUAAUCUUUCUGGGUCAAUUCCUGAUUCAUUUAGAAACCUUACCAAGUUGAAGAUUUUGAUUCUAUCUGCAAAUUCUUUGAGUGGUGAAAUCCCCCCAAUCUUUUCAACUAUCAAAACCCUGUACCGAUUCGCAGCGAAUCAGAAUAAUUUUAAUGGUACACUUCCACUUGGUCUUACAAUGUACCUCAUUAAUUUAGACCUCAGUUACAAUAAGUUGCAUGGGUUGCUCCCGACGGACUUUCUGUCGAACUCAAAUUUGCAGUUUUUGGAUCUGUCCAACAAUUCUUUGGACGGUCCAAUACCUGAAAAUAUGUCACCAAACUUGGUGAGAUUGAGAUUGGGAAGCAAUUCUUUUGAUGGCGAAAUACCGUCAUCAUUUGGUAGUCUCCAACAGUUGAUGUAUUUGGAGCUGGAUAACAAUAAUUUGAGUGGAUUGAUACCUCCUCAGUUGGGUAUGUGCCAGAAGUUGGCACUGUUGAAUCUAGCUAAUAACAGCCUGACCGGUGUGUUGCCGGUACAGUUGGGUAAUCUUAGCAAUCUUCAGGAGAUGAAGCUUCAAUUCAACAAGUUGGAUGGUGAAAUUCCAUAUCAAAUUACUCAGUUACAAAAAUUGCUGAAACUCAAUAUCAGCUGGAAUUUACUGAGUGGUUCGAUACCUCCUUCAAUCUCAAACUUGCAUAGUCUCUCCAACUUGAAUCUACAAGGCAACAAUCUCAGUGGUCCAAUACCCAAUUCAAUUGGCAACUUGAAUUCUCUGUUGGAACUCCAACUUGGGAUGAACAGAUUAAGUGGGAAUAUCACAUCACUGCCAACAAAUUUGCAAAUUGCUUUGAAUCUCAGCAACAACCUCUUUGAAGGACCUAUCCCCCGCAUUCUCUCUCAAUUGACUGGAUUAGAAGUUCUGGAUCUCUCCAACAACAGCUUCUCUGGAGAGAUUCCAGACUUUCUGACCGGAAUGGCAGGCUUAACGCAGGUUUUACUGUCAAACAAUCAACUGUCUGGAGUUGUACCACAGUUCAAAUCAUAUGUUGUGCUUGUUGCAACUGGGAAUAAGGGUCUGAUAUACGCACCAGCAGCUGCACCGCAGUCUCCUCCACAAUCACCAAAGAAGAAGAAAACAGUUUCUGUGGCGGUGGUUGUUGCAGUUGCAGCUGGUGUCCUCGCUGUUGGGGUAGUUGCUCUUAUUGCUCUAUCGAUCUCCAAACGAUUUUACAGGAUUAAUGAUGAGCAAUUAGAACCAGAAGAAGGCCUUGCUCAACCCCAGGUUAUUGAGGGCAACCUGUUAACUUUAAAUGGCAUUCACAGGUCGAAUAUCGACUUCACCAAAGCCAUGGAAGCAGUAGCUGACCCCUCAAACAUCUUUUUGAAGACUAGGUUCUCGACCUACUACAAAGCCAUCAUGCCUUCUGGUAUAAGCUAUUUUGUCAAGAAGAUUAAUUGGAGUGACAAGAUAUUCCAGUUGGGUAGCCAUGAUAAAUUUGGAGAAGAGCUACGGAUUUUGGGGAAGUUGAACAAUUCAAAUGUCAUGACUCCUCUGGCAUAUGUCUUGACCAGUGAGAGUGCUUAUCUCUUCUAUGAAUUCGCAGAAAAGGGUACCCUUUUCGAUGUUCUGCGUGGUAGCUUGGGAAACACUUUGGAUUGGGCAAGCCGUUACAGUAUAGCAAUUGGAGUGGCUCAGGGUUUAGCAUUUCUCCACGGAUGUAGUUCUGGUCCGAUUCUCCUCCUUGACUUUUCGAGCAAAAGUGUUAUGCUGAAGUCCCCAAAGGAGCCUCAGGUCGGAGACAUUGAGCUUUGUAAGGUGAUUGAUCCUUCUAAGAGCACAGGCAGCCUUUCUACAGUUGCUGGUUCUGUUGGUUAUAUUCCUCCAGAGUAUGCUUACACAAUGAGGGUAACAAUGGCCGGGAAUGUCUAUAGCUUCGGGGUCAUUCUGCUGGAAUUGGUGACGGGAAAGCCAGCAGUCAGUGAAGGGACUGAGUUAGCCAAGUGGGUAUUGAAAAACUCAGCUCAGCAGGGUAAGUGGGAUCACAUCCUUGAUUUUAGCGUGAGCAGAACAUCGAUCACCAUUAGGAGCCAGAUGCUAGCAGUACUGAAGAUUGCUUUGGCUUGUGUUAGUGUCUCACCGGAAUCAAGGCCAAAGAUGAAGAGCGUGCUACGUAUGAUCCUAAACGCGAGAUAAACCUAGCUCUGUGUAAGGAUCAACCCAGUAGCAGAGAUGAUCAAUUGUUAUUGUGAAGUUUGUUAUAUAGAGAACACCUUUCCCAUACAAGAUGUGGAGGAGCUGUUAGAUUAUAGAAUUCCUCUUGAAUGUAAUAGAUUGAAGUUAUUCUCUUUCCAUGUAUAUAUAAUACAUGGAUAACUUUUGGAAUUGUUGUACUAAAUGGUAUUGUGCUUGAUCAUUUUUAUUUACUUGCA